CCUUGUUACCAAGGUCAGCCCACACACAGACCCCGCAUCCCGGGUCUCCAGGGCUUGUGUACUUGGUGUAGAAAUACCACAUAUCACUAAGACUAUCAUCUCACUGCUCACUUGGUCCUUCUGUCCGUCCCUCUUGCUCACAGUUGUAGUUCUCAGUGUUCCAUGUGCCAGACAGGGUCGUAGCCCAGUUCUGAAAGGGCGCUAGGAAUCUCUUAACAGAUGGCACAUGUCAGGUUAGAGCUCCAGGCAGUGGCAUCUCUUCCUCCUUGAAAGGUUUCAAAGAGAGAAGGGGAAUUAUGUAACUCAGAGUUUGGGGAAGCACGUCUUUUUCUAUCAUCAUAUCUUUACUACCUAGUGUACGAUAAGUACUGGAAAAAAGUUUGAAUGUUGAAAAUACGGAAUAUACGUGGGUAUAUAUAUAGAUAUGGGUGCUUUCAUCAACCUCUGACUUUUUUAAUCUAAUUUGCCUUUAUGCUGAGAGAUGAUUACUUCAUCAUUUCUGGGGAAGUAUUUGAUAUAACUGAGAAGCUAAGUGAGACAGAAGCUGUGGAUGACUUAUGUAUAAAUCAGUUACAGGUCAGUUCAUACCAAAUUAAAUACAUGUGUGUAUGUGUGUGUACAUAAUACACACGUAUAUGUAUGUAUGCAUAUACAUGCACACAUGCCUUGUAUGUAUACACGAGUACAUGUACAUUUAUACACAUACAUGUAUCUGUUUUUCAACAGGUUGAGGAAACUUCACUCGAGAUGUCUAAGCAGCAACCAGCUCAGUUUAUAAAUCCCGAAACACCUGGCUAUGUUGGAUUUGCAAAUCUUCCCAAUCAAGUUCACCGAAAAUCAGUGAAAAAAGGUUUCGAGUUCACACUAAUGGUUGUUGGUGAAUCGGGACUGGGAAAGUCAACGCUCAUAAACAGCCUGUUCCUGACUGACCUCUACCCAGAAAGAGUCAUACCCGGAGCUGCAGAAAAAAUUGAGAGAACUGUCCAGAUCGAGGCCUCCACCGUGGAGAUUGAAGAGCGUGGGGUGAAGCUGCGACUGACGGUGGUGGACACGCCCGGCUACGGUGAUGCCAUCAACUGCCGAGACUGCUUUAAGACCAUCAUCGCCUACAUCGACGAGCAGUUUGAACGGUACCUGCACGAUGAGAGUGGCUUGAACCGGCGGCACAUCGUCGACAACAGGGUUCACUGCUGCUUCUACUUCAUCUCGCCUUUCGGGCACGGACUGAAGCCCUUGGAUGUUGCAUUCAUGAAAGCGAUUCACAAUAAGGUGAACAUCGUGCCUGUCAUCGCCAAGGCUGACACCCUCACGCUGAAGGAACGGGAGCGCCUGAAGAAAAGGAUUCUGGAUGAAAUUGAAGAACAUAGCAUCAAAAUCUAUCACUUACCUGAUGCAGAGUCAGAUGAGGAUGAAGAUUUUAAAGAGCAGACCAGGCUUCUUAAGGCCAGUAUCCCAUUUUCGGUGGUUGGAUCCAACCAGCUGAUUGAAGCCAAAGGCAAGAAGGUCCGAGGCCGCCUCUACCCGUGGGGGGUGGUGGAGGUGGAGAACCCAGAGCACAACGACUUCCUGAAGUUGAGGACCAUGCUCAUAACUCACAUGCAGGACCUCCAGGAGGUGACCCAGGACCUCCACUAUGAGAACUUCCGCUCCGAGAGGCUCAAGAGAGGCGGCAGAAAAGUAGAGAAUGAGGACAUGAAUAAAGACCAGAUCUUGCUGGAAAAGGAAGCUGAACUUCGCCGCAUGCAGGAGAUGAUCGCGAGGAUGCAGGCGCAGAUGCAGAUGCAGAGGCAGGCGGGGGACGGUGACGGCAGCGCGCACGGGCACCACGCGUGAGAAAACACUUUUCCGGAUAAAAAGAAAACAUUCCACAUGAGUCGCACAGUGGUGUUUUCCAUGAGAUCGUGAGAGGAGAGUCCGUGUGUUGCAGCAUCUGUGCCUGAGAAUGCCAUUUCUUUUUAAACUUUUGAUGUGGGGUUUUUUUUUUUUUUUUUUUUUGUACGAAGUACUUUUAGCAUUUGUAUUUCAUUACUAUGUUAUGCUUUGUAUUUUGUGAGUUGAAAUUUCCCUUUGCAUUUUUCUUCCUCCUUACUAACCACUCAGUUAGAUUCAGUUUCCAAGUCCGUGGAUGUUCAGUUCAGCAAUUGGGUUUCUUUGAUUUCAGCUGGCCUGACUGACUAAUGGUUGAGGAGCAUGCUUGAUUGACAUCUAGAAACAAACUCAGAUUGACUCGGAGGGUCCCAGGUGGUAGAGACCGCUGCCUGGUGCCAGGUCCUUUACGACAAAGGGCGCGGUAUGGAGACUCCCACCUGCCUUUCGCCCGUUUGUGCACAUCGCCUGAAGCCAGUCUUGCUGCUAUAGUUCAAUGCUUCUAAUCCAUCCGCCCACAUACCUGUUUACCAAGUAACCGAACAGAACUGUUGAAUGAGGCACGUGGUUAGACUUCAGUAGCUUUUUUAAAAGCAGGCUUUUGGGGGUGAAUUUUAGGAAGUCUCUGGAUCCUGGCACGAGGUAACCUUUAAAGCCACUACUGCAGAGAGCUCAUCACCAGCCUUUCUGUAAUGCUCUCCACUAGGGCUGGUUACACCACACUGUGGAGAAAAUCAGAAUCCCCAUGAGCUCCAGUUUUUAUAUUGCAGCUAAGACUCAUACACACAGUGGGAAUCAAACUAUUUUUACUCAACUAAUUUUAAAAAUAACUUUUUAAGGAAAAUUAACAUUUGACCUGUUGAGAAACCAACCUUUUGUACUUUUAUACUGCACUUUAUUUUUCUGUAAUGCGUGUUUAGAAGAUCCUCCUCUGCAGUGGAAAUCGGAGUCCUAUGGUAGGUGCACCUCUCUGAACCCAGACCUCUCUCUGGGCACUGUCCUGCCCCAAGGCCAUAGCCCUGGAGGCCUCUGUGAACCCAGACCUCUCCCCAGCCACUGUCCUGCCCCAACGGCAUGGCCCUGGACGUCUCUGUGAACCUGGACCUGUCACCAGCCCCCAGACCCAAAUGCUGCCAGGCAUUCCAGAUCCCAGCUUCCUUCCACUGCUCCCUUUGUUAAUGGUUUUACAGCGGGAGGCAAAGAGCAGUGAUCAUUUUAUUACACACAGACUGUUCCAACAAUUUUCAGUUGCCAUUUCCUUCAUUUUGUGAAAUACCCAUUUCUGUGUCUUCUGAGAAUGAGACUUUCCACACCUGUGCUGACAGUCUGGAGGAGGUGCCAGCAGUUGAAGCUGUGCAGAUUCUGCCCUCUGUGCUGAGGCCUCGGCCCUUGCUUGUCCUCAUGUGCCCCCUGUGAAGAAUGCCCAGGGAUGCUGAGGCUUCAGGGGCCGGCUUUUCUCAGCAUUUUUGCUGAAGCAGGGAAAUGCAUUCCUAGAAGGUGGUACGUUAAAGAAGGCUGACUUGAGUGGAAGGAGUGGAGGUGCUGGUUCAGGGUUGCUAUCUUUAGUGGUAGGAGUUGGAAAAGAAAAUGAUUAAGCAGAGGAUGAGAGGAGGGUGGUUUUGUUUUUGUGUCUUUGGCCAGAUGAAAAAUGAGAUGGUCAGAAUUAAUUAGUUAUGAAGCUGUACUACAAAAAGUACUGUGGUGCUUUGCUCAUUUGCCCCUUUCCUGUGGAAUCACUGCCAGCGGUGAAGGCUGUGCAGGCCCAUUGGACAGUCCUGCCACGAUUUCAUGAUACUGUACAAAGAAAAAGUGAGAACGUGUUUGCAGACAGUGUAAACCGUGUGUAUGUUCAAGUGCUACUUAGGGCGAGCUGCCACCCAGUAUUGGUUAUGUGGGGCCUGGAGGGCCUGCACUGUUACACUUUUAAAUCCCUUUUGUUUGCUGCCCAGUUCUCAAUAUAUACUUUUGCUCACAGAUAACUGCUCUUUUACUAAAAGAUACUCUCUACCUAUAGAAAUAUAUUUGAAAACACUUAUUUUACACAGCAAUUUUGUAUUCAUUAAAACUAACCUUUUAUCAAUAAAGCACUAUUGUUUAGAUAUUAAA
This is a messenger RNA of Trichechus manatus latirostris (Florida manatee), 3972 nucleotides long. It is a transcript of the gene SEPTIN2, whose product is annotated as septin 2. Gene Ontology annotation, cellular component: cell division site; septin ring; microtubule cytoskeleton. Lineage: Eukaryota; Metazoa; Chordata; Mammalia; Sirenia; Trichechidae. The coding region runs from base 640 to 1833 and encodes 397 amino acids. Gene Ontology annotation, molecular function: GTPase activity; GTP binding; molecular adaptor activity. The transcript has 12 exons. Gene Ontology annotation, biological process: cytoskeleton-dependent cytokinesis; intracellular protein localization; cilium assembly. The record is from RefSeq and is a predicted model, not a curated record.